GUUACCACUUCCAAGGUAUUUUCAAACAUUAAAUUUGGUCCAGAUGCUGAAUCUGUUUAAACUGGGAAAACAGAAGCAUUACGUUUAGCAUUACUACUCUGAACCUUUGAAACCUGAAUCAAAAUUUUGUUAAUUUCAUAUAAGCUAUUUACGUUGCUGUUUUAUGUAGUAAAUAUGUUGAUUUUGCCUCUUAGGUUCUCCCAUGUUUAAACAGGGUUAACACAAUCAUUUCUGUUUUCUUGCCAAAGGGCUGAAUGGCAGACACCUUGUGGAAUCAUGCCUUUGUCACACACAUUCUGGUGGCUUUAUUUGGAAUGGGAUCCUGGAUCUCUGUGAACUCAUUAUGGGUUGAGUUGCCAGUUGUUGUCAGUGUUCUUCCUGAAGGUUGGAACCUGCCUGCAUAUCUUUCCGUUCUCAUUGCAUUUGGUAAUUUGGGGCCAGCUGCUGUGACUUUGUCUCAUCAUCUUGCCCCAGGAUGGUUAAAUGAGCGCAUUGUCAUCCACUGUAUCCAGGUGCUGGCGGUUGUGGCCUCGGUCUUUCUUUCUCUGUUCUGGCAUGAAGUGGUCAGUGUUGCGGGAGAGUCAAGAUCUUUGCCGUAUCUGUUGCUGACCUUUGUGCUUGCGUUUGUGUGUUGCACGUCCAAUGUCACCUUCCUACCCUUUAUGUACCGUUACCCUCCGCAGUACAUCCGUACAUUUUUUGUAGGCCAGGGCCUUAGUGCACUCUUCCCUUGCGUAGUAGCAUUGGGGCAGGGUGUCGGGAAAUUAGAGUGUACCAAAACUGAGAAUGGAACGAUGCAGCCAGUGUAUUUCAAAGAGAAAUUCCCUGCUCAGAACUUUUUCUGGUUCCUUUUUGUGAUGCUUGUAAUCUCAGGUCUCUGUUUCCUAGCUCUGACAUACAGAGUUGCACCUGCAACAGCUCAGAAUACCCAGAAUCCUGAACAAGAGACAGAGAAAAAUAAAGAGGAGGAGAACCACCCCUUGCAAAAUGGUGAAGCACCUUUAGCAGAAGACCAGGUGGAGGUGGAGAAACAGGCUCCCAUUGUAGCAUUCUGGACAUCUCGCAAUAUCUACCUGCUUUUGCUAUUGGGCAUCUCCAAUGCUCUCACUAAUGGUGUCCUACCAUCUGUGCAAAGCUUCUCAUGUCUGCCAUAUGGCACCAUGACCUUUCAUCUCUCCGUGGUCCUUGGCAACAUUGCAAACCCUCUUGCCUGUUUCGUGGCGAUGUUUGUCCUUCUCAGAUCCAGCGGGGGUCUUGGUAUCAUGGCUUUGGCGGGUGGCGUUUUUGCAUCCUAUCUCAUGGCACUUGCAGCUCUUAGUCCAUGUCCUCCACUGUUGGGAAGCACUGGUGGUGCAGCCUUAGUGGUAAUCUCGUGGAUCAUCUUUACAGGGUUGUUCUCCUAUUUGAAGGUAGUGAUUGGAUCCCUGCUGCAUGAGGCAGGCCAUGCAGCAUUGCUGUGGUGUGGUGUCUUCAUCCAAGCUGGUUCUCUCAUAGGAGCACUCACCAUGUUCCCCCUAGUCAGUGUCUAUCAAGUGUUUGAAAGAGCUCAGGACUGUGUGGACAACUGUAGCUGAAAUUGAAAGGUUUACUGUUACACUUUGGCCUUUACUUUGUGGUAACCUCAUCUGGAGUGAUAUCAAGUAAAAUGUUAAAGUGAUUUACAUGGAACAAGGGAUAUGCGACUUGGAAAGAUCGGUUUGACAUCGGUAUAGUUGUCAGCAUAUGCGAAGAUGAAAAAGUAUAGAUGUUUGAAGCCUUUUGCCAAGUCAUGUAAUUUCACUGUGAGAACUGCAAAACACAAACAAAAGUGCAGCAAGAAAUUUAUACUCGUAUUUUUUUAAGUCAGGAGCACAUCUGUUUAAGAGCUGUUUUAUCAUUUUCGUGUAACAAUUAGGAAAGGAAAGAAGUAAGGUGAUGUAGGGCUCAGGGACAUUAUAGCAGUAUCAGUGCACAGAGGUAUGUAGUGCUCACUGAUAAAUGCCAGUAUUACAGUGUUAAUGAGAAUAUGGAGUUUAGGAAUCUGGGUAUGAGAGCUUGUACAGUUGCCUUUUGACUCGUCUUUGAUGUAGUGAUUUUUAUAAAUCACGUUUGAUUAUUUGCUCUGCAUUUAUUUUCAAAGCUAUUGAAUUGAUGCAUAUUUUCAUUAAGGGAGUCAUUUUUCUCAGUGAGACUAUAAAUCAUCAUUUCUACCUGAUUUAUAAUUGGUCCUUCCAUUCCCAUCUCAGGAUAUAACAUUACGCUAAAAAAAAAAAAUAUGACUGCGUUCACAGAUUUGGUGAUAAUGUUUGAUCAACAGUUCAGAGCCCCCUGUCUUACUAAGGGUUGUGAUGUGUCUCCUAAUCUCAGAGAUGAAUAUAAUGUUUAAUUGCAUAGAAUUAUGACAAAUUUAACAGUGCAGGGUUGUUGUGUCUUGAGCAGUACUGUUGGAAACACUGAUUUCUCUAGAAUGGAGCUGUAAAACUUGAUGUUGUCACACAUUGUCUUUCAUAAUCCUCCAUGGGGUUUUGGUGAUGGGUUCUAGAUCAUGUCUGCUAAUGUCAUUCCAACAUUUUGAAAACUGCUGUUGUAGAUUACUAUUUGGGACUUUUUUUGGAAAUAAAAACAAUAUUGAGAGUUUUAAUUUGUGAGUUAUUGAGCUGAAUAUUCAAUAAACUGAUUAAUGUACCCCACCCCUCACCCCCUUCAGACAGUGUAUAAUACUAAUGUAAUUGCAAUCUGUUUGUUAGCCCUUCAUGUGGAUUCUGCUUUGGCAUAUAGUGCCUAUGAUGAAAACCAGUAGGCUGGAUAGGAAAAAUUAUGCUUUUCAUUUAUAAUUGACAAUUGAAUGUUUUUGUUUUUUUUUUUUGUUUUUUUUUUAAACAUACCUUUAAGCUCCUUGCUCUGUUGUUCAUUUGUCAAAUGUCAGUUUUUGAAGUAAUGAAUAAUUUAUAUAGUAUACCUCAUUUUAAUCUUGAUAAUAUCAUGAAUCAGAAUAUGUGAUUGCAGUGGGUCUGAAAUAUGUAGAGAAUUUGUAUGCAUAAUUUUGUUUUCAUGUGCCUUAAAAUGAUUAUUUGUUUGUAUCCUAUAUCGUAGGGACUAUACCUUAAAAUUCACUAAGUCCAUUGCUGCCAGUGUGAGACAGGUAUUGUCUCCUCUCUAACAUUUGCUAUGUUUUGACUGAUGACAUCAGUUCAGUAUAGAUUUUCCUAGUUGAUCUAUGUGUUUAUAAAGGGAACAAUUUUGGAUUUACCAGCAUUUUUAAACAUAAAAAGAAUGGGCACACCUGCGCUGGUCAUCUGAAAUCUGCAAUGCAAUGGUAGCACAGCAUGUUCUUUGGUAUCAGUUUUUUCUAAAUGUUGUGUUCACACCAGUAACUGCCAGGACUGUUGCCCAGUGUCAUAAUGUCACCUGAACUGAGGGUAAAGUGGGUAACUAGUUUGACAUCCUCUCAGAUAUUUUGUGUGUGUAGAAAUUUCAAUUGUGAUUUUAGCUUUUUGAUUCAUAUAAUAAGAACCUUUGGUCUGUAAUGUUUAGUGAUCAUCUACAAAUUGUACAGAUUUGUAGAAAUAAAGAUUAUAUCUGUUGUCA
This is a messenger RNA of Chanos chanos (milkfish), 3567 nucleotides long. Its product is annotated as solute carrier family 52, riboflavin transporter, member 2-like. The coding region runs from base 255 to 1574 and encodes 439 amino acids. The record is from RefSeq and is a predicted model, not a curated record. Gene Ontology annotation, biological process: riboflavin transport. Gene Ontology annotation, cellular component: plasma membrane. Lineage: Eukaryota; Metazoa; Chordata; Actinopteri; Gonorynchiformes; Chanidae. The transcript has 4 exons. Gene Ontology annotation, molecular function: riboflavin transmembrane transporter activity.